Molecule: messenger RNA, 4291 nt
Organism: Glossina fuscipes
Lineage: Eukaryota; Metazoa; Arthropoda; Insecta; Diptera; Glossinidae
Gene: roq
Molecular function (GO): metal ion binding
Source: RefSeq, a predicted model, not a curated record
AAGUGAUAAAAUAACGAAGAAAGCAUUUAAAGAAUGCCGUUUCAGGCACCGUCGUGGACAGAAUUCUAUACCUGUCCAAUCUGUGGUAAUGAAUUUUCAGUUAAUCAACGUCAGCCAGUAAGUUUGGGUUGCGGUCAUACAAUAUGUCGAGUCUGCCUUGCUACUGUGUACAAUCGUCAGUGUCCCUUUGAUCAGACUUCAAUAACAACUGAGGUGGACAAUCUACCUAUAAAUAAUGCUCUUUUACAAUUAUUGGAAUCGGGAAAUUCAAAAAAGUAUGGGAACGAUAACGACUGUUCUGUUAACCCAAAAUUAACCAGUAAUAAUAAUAAUAAUGAAAACCACAAUGGCGACGGUAAUACCGUUCUAUGUGAUAAGCAUAUGCCACUUAGUGUUCGAAAGCUAAGUUCAGAGGAUUUAAAGUGUUACAAAUCGGCUCAAAAAUGUAUAGAAGAACUUGCCCAAUACCUCAAGUCAUUUGUUGCCAACAGCGGCAGUUUGUUAACUCGACCGAUGCUACGCAAAUUGGUCACUUUAGUAAAUUGUCAACUCAUGGAAGAGGAGGGACGAACGCGCGCUGUAAGAACAGCGCGUCUUUUAGGUGAACGCACGGUGACUGAGUUAUUGUUACAACACCAAAAUCCUCAGCAGUUGAGUUUAUAUCUGUGGGCUGCAGUACGUUCACGGGGAUGCCAAUUUUUGGGUCCGGCUAUGCAAGAAGAAGUCUUAAAACUGGUACUGCAGGCUUUGGAAAAUGGUUCAGCUUUAUCUCGCAAAGUUUUAGUAAUGUAUGUAGUUCAGCGUUUGGUCGAAAACUUCCUCCCAGCCUCCAAAACAAGUAUUGGGCAUGUGGUACAACUUUUAUAUCGUGCCAGUUGUUUUAAAGUAUCAAAACGCGAAGGGGAUUCAUCAUUAAUGCAAUUGAAGGAAGAAUUUCGCAAUUAUGAAGCUCUGCGCCGCGAGCACGAUGCUCAAAUCGUACAGAUCGCGACUGAGGCCGGAUUGCGGAUAGCUCCAGAUCAAUGGUCUUCAUUGUUAUAUGGAAACACAGCCCACAAAUCACAUAUGCAGAGUAUAUGCGAUACAUUGCAAUCGCCCUCGUCGUUUGCCCAAUCUGUUCAAGAAUUGGUUUUAGCGUUGCAGCGCACGGGUGAUCCCACUAAUCUGUUUAGUUUACGUCCUCAUCUUAAGCAUCUCACCGGGAUUGAUCCCUCCCUGGAGAGCCCUCCACCUUCAUGGCAAGACGUUGAAAAUGCUCUCGAUGCAGUGCGUCAUGUGGUAUUAGGCUUGGUAAAAUUUGUGCAAUUUCACAGCAAUCGAAAAGCUCAAGAUUACUCAGUAACGUCAGCUAAUGCUAAUGCAAAGUAUAAAAUUAGUUUAUGCCGUGACCUCACAAAAAAACGUGUUUGCCCCCGGGGUCCUAACUGUACUUUCGCUCAUUCUACGGAGGAACGGCAAAGGUAUCGCGCUAAAAACAGAAGAAAUGCUUCUGGAAAGAAUGUCUGCCGAAUUCCAGCUAGUGCUAGUCAGUCCACAGAAAAUACAGAUAAAGAAUUUCAACAACAAUCGCAGCAGCCAAAACGAAUUGCAUCUCCCAGGCAAGCACAGAGUCCACACAUUUGUUCAUUGCCGCGGAUACAGAUCAGUUCAGAGCCGUCGUCUUCACCAAUAAGGCUAAAAAAUUCACCCUUGCAUCAAUUUCCAGUAAAUGACAACGCAGCUUGUAUGGUACGAAAUAGCGGCGUAGAGGCAGCUUUCGGCGAUUCAACUACUCAUUCUCCUUUGAGCAUGCAGAGUUCUUUGAAUGUCUUACACCCGACACCUCUCCCGCCCUCAGUCGCGAUGCCGCCAGUGCAAACUUUCGAAAAUGUCCCAUUUGCUCCCUUGAACCAUCCGGGGAAACUUGUACGGAUGCCACCUACGAACAUGAAUGUAUCAUCUAGCACACGUUCUCCAAGUAAUAGAGGGCAGACACAGAGCGGUAUGCAUUCAGUCAGACCUAUGCUGAAUGCAUCAACAAAUAUGGCGACUGCCGUUAACCCACCGAAUGUUCAAAGCACAAAUCUAAAUAAAUCUCUUGGAAGUCCAUUAAACAAAAAAUCCUUAUUCAGCACUCCAAUUGCAGCCGACUUUUAUGCUGUCGGACCCAUAGGGCUUAAAGCUCAUUCACCAUCAUUAUUUAAUAGUACGUCUAUAGACGCCAACACCGCAGCAGCCCUAAGUUCACCUCUCGGCGGGGAUUUUCCGUUGGGAUUUGUAAAGUCCAAACUGAAGCCUUCAGUACCACCUACAUCAGCCCCAUUAUGGAAUACUCAACAGCAAUGCCAACCCCUUUUGAAUCCACAUGAAUUGAUUCAAAGCUCAAACCCCCAAAAUUCGAAUCAACAUCACCUUAUAUUUAUGCCGCCCCCUACGGACAUACCACUAGUUUUUGAAAAAAAUUCCUCAGGCUUAUUAUCUGAUAAUUUUAUUUUUAACAGUUCUUUUUGUUCGAACAAUAACAACGAAGAUAGUCCGAAACUUGAUUUCAUGGAUCACACAGGAAACUCUCUAAAUGAAAACCUACUAACGUCAACAGGGCAAAAUAUAUUAUGGAGUCCGUGUAAUAAUAAUAAUAAUAAUAAUAGUCUGAUGGGAGCCACUUCAAUGCUUAAUAGUGGUUCUGUUCCUGGUGUUAAUGAAAGUAAUGCUGUAAACAUAGAGGCAUCCACCCCAUCUUUAUUUCGUGACCGGGACAGUUUUGUACGCUCUGACUCUAUAUUAGAUGAUGAUGCAUCCACUUAUGAUGUGCCCACUACGACAGCUGCUUUGGGCAGUAAAUAUGGUCCCAUAUGUCCUAUGUAUAAAGGUUUCACACCUACACCCGGCCCGAACCCUUAUAUCAAUAACGCCUUUAAUGAUAACUGGGACAAGCCCAGUCAGAAUCCUACCAUUAAUAUGGCCGAGUCGAACUUCUCCAUGUUUUCUAUGGAUAAUGAUAACACGCUGGCAAUGUCAAUGGCGCACCCGAUGACUGAUUCCUCUAAUAAUGUUUCACACCCACAUUCGACAUUUGGUAAUUUUAAUAGCAUGCAAGCUGCCCUCUCGAAGCUAUCGUUAAAUUUCAAUUCGAACGUUCUCCCUGCCAAUGCCGUGAACGUCAACGAUCUAACGGUCGGAGGCAAUUUAAAUAAUUUUAAAUUUGAUCUCAAUCCGCUAAGCAAUAUCCUAGGCUCCAAGAGUUUUAGUGCGGAUUUGGAAAAGACUUCCGUGGUUAAUGAUGAUCAUAUAUGGAAUAACUCAAAUAACUCGAAACAAUCAACGAUGAGUUUAAAUUUAAAUAAUUUUUGGGGCGAUGAUAUAUCGUAUUCAAAAUCUUCAAAUUUAAGUACAGCUACAAUAUCACAAGCAACAUCUUUUAUUGAUGAUCGGCAGCACAGACAGCUUAAUCAACAACAGCAACAACAACAGCAGCAGGAGCCGCAUCAGCGAACAACACAACAAAUGGAGGAAAACUACGAUAGGACUAUAAUGCGCGACUCUGAGUUAGAUGCACGUAUUACCGAAAUAGUAGACAAAAUCUGGCCCUGUGCAGAUGAUAAUGUUACCAAGAUUGAUUAACUGAUAUCGCAAUAUGAAACAAUGAAAGGUAAACUAUCAAAGAGUCGACAUUUAAUCAUACAUAUCCAGUAAUAUUUAUGCAGACAGACAUUAACACGACUACAUUCAAUUAAUUACUUAUACGUUCAUGAAAACUUAAGUUUCAGUAUGUAGCUACGUUUGCAAUUUUCCUUUUGAAAGUGAUAAUCUGUAAUAUUUUCCGGGUUAAUUUUCGUUCUCUCAAUUAGCGGGCGAGUUGAUUUUACCAUAAUAACCAUUUCUGUUUUUUAAGGUUUUUAUUAAUUAUGUAAAAAUUAAAUAAUUAAAAGUAAUGUAUUAAAUUUUUUAGAUUGAAAUUUAUAUCAAGAUGAGAUAUAUAUUUUUUCUAUACAAUUUUUAAACUAAAAGCGCAGAGGAUCGUUUUUGAACUUCCUUUAGUUGUAAUAGCAAAACUUACUGUUAUUGUUUGUAGUUAUUGCCCUCGCCAUCAUCAUUGCCAUCUUAUAUAAGCAGCGUGUGCUUGCAAGCAACUAUAAUUUUUACUGGUGACAAAUUUACCUAGAAUUAUAUUCAGGUAGGGCAAUGUGAUUGUGAAGAUGCCUUCAAUUACCACCAACUAUCUGAAUGAAAGAUUUUAGAAGAUACUAACCAAACCUAAUAAAUGUAAUGCCAGCAUAUAUAAUUUCUACACAUAUAUAUAAUAUAUAAUUUA